Messenger RNA from Dendrobium catenatum, 369 nucleotides. Its product is annotated as acyl-[acyl-carrier-protein] desaturase, chloroplastic-like. Bases 22 to 345 code for a protein of 107 amino acids. The record is from RefSeq and is a predicted model, not a curated record. Gene Ontology annotation, molecular function: stearoyl-[ACP] desaturase activity. Gene Ontology annotation, cellular component: chloroplast stroma. The transcript has a single exon. Gene Ontology annotation, biological process: fatty acid metabolic process. Lineage: Eukaryota; Viridiplantae; Streptophyta; Magnoliopsida; Asparagales; Orchidaceae.
GCCGUCAUCGCCUUCGCCGAUAUGAUGAAGAACAAGAUCACCAUGCCGGCUCACCUCAUGUUCGACGGCCGCGACCACCGCCUCUUCCACCAUUUCAGCGCGGUUGCUCAGCGCCUGGGAGUUUACACGGCUAAGGACUACGCAGAUAUUACGGAGUUUUUGGUUGGGAGGUGGAAGGUGGAGAGCCUCGUGGGUCUAUCUGAUGAGGGGCGGAAGGCGCAGGAUUUUGUGUGUAGGUUGGCGCCCAGGUACAGGAAGCUAGAGGAGAGAGCACAAGGACGGGCUAAACAGGGCUUCAGUACUGUGCGUUUCAGUUGGAUUUUCGACAGAGAAGUACAGGUAUGAGCUGUGGAAAUUUCCUGUGCUGUU